UUGACUGUUACUUCUGCCUUCACUUGUUUCAUCAACCCAAGCCAAGCAGCAACCCCCCUCUUCCAUCACUUUCUUGAUUACUUCUUCUGUUUUCCAAUUCCAAACCUCUAUCUCUGCAGAUAUAGAGCAUGGCAGCCUUUUCUCACCAGCAUCUACUCCACCACCCUUUUCUCUUUGACUCUAUUCUCUUUCCAGGCACUCCCACCAGUACUAAUACCAACAACAACAGCAACAAUUUCUCUCAAUCUCAUUUCCCAUCUGAGCCUUUAGUAGUUGAGCAAAUGAAUAUUUAUGUUGAGAGUGCAAGAGUUGCUGAGAGCAGUUCGUGUAUUGAUCAAAGCUCAGGGAAGAUUGCUACUUUCAGUGACAAUGAGCCUUCUGUGACCAAGAAACAGAGCCCAGAAUCCUCAUCUGUGGUGGAUAAGCUUGAGACGGGUGAGCAGGUUACUCAGAAAGUGACGACUCCCAUGGAAAGGAAGAGAAGAACCAGAAAUAAUGUCUCAUCGCCCCAUUCUGCUCAGUCCAAGGUUAAUAAGAAGCAAAAGAAAGCUGAAGAUGAGAAAAAACCAAGAGCUGAAAAGAAAGAGCAAGUGAAGGCUGUACAAGAGGUGCAACCUCCAACAGGUUACAUUCAUGUUAGAGCAAGAAGAGGUCAAGCUACAGAUAGCCAUAGCCUUGCUGAGAGGGUAAGAAGAGAAAAAAUCAGUGAGAGGAUGAAGAUGCUGCAACGUCUUGUUCCUGGUUGUGACAAGGUAACUGGAAGGGCUGUGAUGUUGGAUGAGAUUAUCAAUUAUGUUCAGUCCCUACAAAAUCAAGUGGAGUUCCUCUCAAUGAAGCUUGCUUCUGUGAAUCCAAUGCUCUAUGAGUUUGGUCCAGACCUUGGUGAUAUGAUGUUCAAACAAGAGGCAUCACCAUUUUCAACUGGACCACAAUGCAGUCUAACACGGCCAGCAGAUUUUGCUGAUACCUCUACCACCACUGCCACCACCACUUUCACCGCAGCUAUUAACAACUAUCCGUUUCUGGAUUCUCUUCUACUCCAGCCGUCACCGAGGCCGACUGCCUUCCAUCAGGACAGUGAGAGCCUAUUGUGGGACGCGGAAGAUCAAAGACAAAGCUUUCUUAAUCCAUCUGGGUUCAACAACUUGUGUUCUUUCAAUUAAUAUCAUGCACCAACAAGAAGCUGCCUGCCCUACCAAGUAUAUGUUUUCUGUGAGGAACUAUAAAGCAUCCAACAUCUCAGAAUCAAAUCCAAGUAUCAGUUCCAUUGGAGACCACGUACUGGCUUUGCUUUUAGCUUAGCUUAGCUUCUUCUUCAACCAAGUUAAACUAAAAGCAUUGGUUUCAACUUUCAAGUACAAUAUAUGAAUAAAGGUAGAGCUAGAGGGCAGCAAUUUCAAUGGAUGAAGAAAGAACACAAAUUAAAAAGGACAGAUGAAACCCGACCAAAGAAGACCAAGAUCUUUUCUAGAUCCCUUGUUCCUGUCCAUUCUGGAUUAUUUGCAUGCACAAAUUCCAAGAAACCCUGUAACCUUUGUAUUAUCAUUGUUAGAUAUUACAAUGUAAUAAAAAUUUAUCAUUGAAUACUUUGACUCA
This is a messenger RNA of Argentina anserina (silverweed cinquefoil), 1596 nucleotides long. RefSeq names its product transcription factor bHLH137. The record is from RefSeq and is a predicted model, not a curated record. Gene Ontology annotation, molecular function: DNA-binding transcription factor activity; protein dimerization activity. Gene Ontology annotation, cellular component: nucleus. NCBI's taxonomy places the organism in Eukaryota, Viridiplantae, Streptophyta, Magnoliopsida, Rosales, Rosaceae. The coding region runs from base 129 to 1163 and encodes 344 amino acids. Gene Ontology annotation, biological process: regulation of DNA-templated transcription. The transcript has 8 exons.